GCUCAUAGACUUCUCAUCUCCAUACAGGCAUAGCGAACUGCGGGGGCAGACGGAGUGUAGUCUCUGCUGCAGUAGAAUACUCGACAGCAAAAAUAGGGUUUUAAGUAGGCUAACGACUUUUGUUAAUCGAUUGUCGUAGAGAACAGACACGCGGACACGAUUCGUUUACUUACUUACUUUUUUUCGGAAACUUAAAAGCGCGACGGAGUUUGCGAGCGGACAGCGAACCAGACCAGCAAUGGACAGUGCGGAGCGUUCAGCAGCACGGAGAGUCUCGCCGGUGUCGCCGUCCGCCUAGUGUUAACCCAAGGGGGGCUACGCUUACGACAACUCUUCGGUCUGGGACUUUUUUUUUCCCCGUGGAUGUUUGAUGAAGCGUUUCGCAAUCUCGACAAACUCUGGGAGAGCUCGGAUUUACGAGGAACGUGGACCUAUUUCAUCGAGUUUGCGUUACUAUUUGACCGACUCCCAGUCGACGAGAAGAAUUGCCAUUUGCAAAGUUGAGGGGAAAACAUGGAGACGGUAACUCGCCAGAGCUUCCAGCCUCAUCCGGGACUGCAACAAACUCUGAAGCAGUUCCAUCUCAGUUCUAUGAGCUCACUCGGCGGACCUGCGGCAUUCUCGGCCAGGUGGCAACAUGACCUCCUGUUCAAGAAAGAGGGGAAAGAGCCCGAGCCCGUCCUGCAUCUGCCCAUGCAGUCGGCACCCCCUCCCGUGAUGCCGGGACCCCUGUUCAUCCCCUCGGACCGCUCCACCGAGAGGUGCGAGACGGUGCUCGAGACCGAGACCAUCUCGUGCUUCGUGGUCGGCGGGGAGAAGCGACUGUGUCUGCCGCAGAUCCUCAACACGGUCCUGCGGGACUUCUCCCUGCAGCAGAUCAACUCGGUGUGCGACGACCUUCACAUCUACUGCUCGCGGUGCACGGCGGACCAACUCGAGAUCCUCAAAGUCAUGGGGAUCCUGCCAUUCUCCGCUCCGUCUUGUGGCCUCAUCACCAAGACGGACGCGGAGCGGCUGUGCAACGCCCUGAUUUACGGCGGCGCGUACCCGCCGCACUGCAAGAAAGAGUUCACCGGCGCCCCGCUGGAGCUGGAGAUCACUGAGAAGAGCUUCAAAGUGUACCACGAGUGUUUCGGAAAGUGCAAGGGUCUUUUCGUGCCCGAGUUGUACACCAGCCCCAACGCAGCGUGCAUCCAGUGCCUGGACUGCAGACUAAUGUACCCGACCCACAAGUUCGUUGUGCACAGUCACAAGUCGCUGGAAAACAGGACUUGCCACUGGGGCUUUGACUCGGCCAACUGGAGGGCUUACCUGCUCCUGGGCCAGGAUUACACGGGCAAAGAGGAGAAGGCGCACCUCGAACAGACAUUGGACGAGAUUAAAGAAAAAUUCGACUUCGCUAACAAGUACAAGAGGAAAGCGUCAAGGGCAGCUGAUCCCAUCCCAGCCAAGAAAUUGAAACAUGAAGACUUCCUGUCAUCGCCCCCAUUGGCUGACAAGGACAAGACACCCGAUUGGCUACGCUCCCUCUCCGCCUCUGCCAAUAAGGGUCUUAACUGCAUCCAGCCCAGGCAGAGGCCCUCAGCGUUCAGACCCUGGUCCCCGAACAUCUCGUCUGCAGACAAGGAGCCCUCCGGUCGGCCCCUGGCCCUGCUGAGAGACGGUUUCUACAACUUCAAGACCUUGGAGAGCGCUGUGGCCCCCAACGUCGCCCUCACGCCGCAGCCCCUGGGCAAGGCCCCGGAGCCCGUGUCCCCGUGCGUCCCCAGCACCUCCCACCCCAGCGGAGGGGAGCCCCCCGGAGAGGAGGCCCACGCCCCCGCCCGGCCCCGCAAGAGGAAGGCCACCGGAGGGGAGCAGCACCCGCUGCUACCCCUGGCCCCCCUGCUGCUGCCUCUGGUGCCCCUGGUCCCAGAGCCCUGCUGCCCGCCCCCUUCCUCCGUCUGCAAGCCCCCCCAGGACGACUCGGAGGUGGAGAUCGAGGUGGAGAACCGCGAUGAACUCACCUCCUCGCUCUCCUCCCUCUCCUCGCCCUCCUUCACCUCCUCGUGCGGCUCCGCCAAGGACCUGAGCUCUCCGAUGGCCCACGGGCCGCCGGCCCCCCUCACCCCCGCCCCCCUGACCCCCGCGCCGCCCCCCGCCGCCGCCACCGCCGCCGCCGAGUCGUCCCCGACGCCGCCCGCCCCCACGGGCCCCGUCCCCGCCUUGCUGGAGUCGGGGCUGGAGGCGGAGCUGGAGACCCUGCGGCAGGCCUUGGACGGGGGGCUGGACUCCAAGGAGUCCAAGGAGCGCUUCCUCCACGAGGUCGUCAAGAUGAGGGUGAAGCAGGAGGAGAAGCUGGGCUCCGCCCUGCUGGCCAAGCGCAGUCUGCAGCAGGAGCUGGAGUUCCUGCGCGUGGCCAAGAAGGAGAAGCUGCGCGAGGCGACGGAGGCCAAACGCAACCUCCGCAAGGAGAUCGAGCGUCUGCGUGCCGAGAGCGAGAAGAAGAUGAAGGAGGCCAACGAGUCGCGCGUGCGCCUGAAGCGCGAGCUGGAGCAGGCGCGGCUGCUGCGUGUCUGCGACAAGGGCUGCGAGGCGGGCCGCCUGCGCGCCAAGUACUCGGCACAGAUCGAGGACCUCCAGAUGAAGCUGCAGCAUGCCGAGGCCGACCGCGAGCAGCUCCGGGCCGACCUGCUGCUGGAGCGGGAGGCCCGGGAGCACCUGGAGAGGGUGGUCAAGGAGCUGCAGCAGCAGCUGUGGCCCAAGUCGGCCGCCCUCGCCAACAUGGACGGCGCCCCCACGCACAAGCACGCCGCCGCCACCAGCAACUGACACUGCUCCACCUCCUCACCUCGCAUCCGUCACACACCGACCGAUCGUCACCUCCCUCCGGACCCCCUCCCUCUCCCUCUCCCCCGCUCGGACCUCGACCUCCUUUCCCCCCCUCCGACACGGCCUCUCUUGCCCCACAAACUCAAGGAGGGACAGCCCCCGGUCGUGACGGACCACUGCCCUUUUUUUGUUUUGUACGGUGAAUCCGCUCACGCCCGGCGGGGGGCCUGUCCCUAUACACACACAACCCCCCCCCAGCCCCCCACCCCCCACCCCCAACGACGCUUGGGCUCUCCUGAAUCAAACAGGGGUGGAGACCGGGGGGGUAGAGAGACCGGGGAGACAUUAAAAGACGUCUGUCGGGCAGGGGGCGGGACCAAAAGAACACAUGACUAGUAGCCCACACGAGCACUGAAUAUAACGGUAGUAGUUGUUGUUGUUGAUCAAAGACACAGAGCUGGCCGGCGAUGAUGAGAGGAGCCCGGCAAGGCGUUGUUGCUGAGUUGCGUCGGUGUGGGGGGGAGGGGGGGGGGGCGAACGCCGGUUUAGGGGGGAGACGUCGCGGUGCUAUCAUAGAUGGCGAUGGAGACGACGAGAAAGAACUAUGAACCGGUGCUGUGCUCGAACUCUUUUCGGUGGCGUGGUUGUUGUUGAUGUUGUUUCUCUGUGCUGUCGGAGCUUGGAGACGAAUGCAAGGACACAGACAAGAAGAGAUAGAUGAGCAAAAAAAACACAAGGAUAAAAUGCCAGACACAGUGUCCACAGUGCCACCCCACCUAUAGUUUGUACGUCCUGAAGGAAGCCGCUCACCGACGUGUGAACGUCUAAUCAACUUUGAUUCCGAUUUUAUCCGUCUUUCUAUUCUCGAUUUCGCAUAAUUGUAAUUCUCUUCUUUUUCUUUUUUUGAAAGGGUUUAAGAAAGUUUGCUUUUGGGUGGAGAUCUGUUUUGCAAAGUCUGUAUUCCCGUCCAAGAACCUUUCUUUCAGCACUUCCUGAUGUCCCAGAACACUAAAUUCACGUGAACACACACCCACGCAAACAUACAUGUUAGGCAGCCCGUGACAUCAGAAACGAGGUGUUAAUCUCUGAAGACAACUGGAAUUGGAAACAUCUGUGUCAAUGCUAUAUCGCCGAUUGCUAUCAUUUUAGGACAGGCUGUGUCAAGCCCUAAGCAGGAACCACAAAACAUUCAUUUUUAAUUAAAUUAUGGUAUGUAAAUAGAAGUAUGUGUUUGUUUCGUUUAAUUUCCUUCCUUUUUAUCAAUGAAUCGCACUUUGUCAUAGCCGAUGGAAGACAGCGCAUCGUCCAUCCAACGAUCCCUUUCAUCUCCUUAAAAAAGAAAACUAAGAAACUCCCCGCUGACAUGCUAUAAGUUGGUUAAAAUCAUCCAAACAAAGACUAAAUUAAAGUUUCAUACUAAAUUAAAACAAACAUUUGAAUAAAAACAAAAGAAAGGAGUUACUUGGUGAUGCAGUCUGGGAUUAUUAAAAAAAUAUAUAUUAUUAUCAUUAUGAACAGCAAAAACCGUUCCAAUCAUUUCCCCCCCCAGCCCACACGCCUAAUUCCAAUUCCACGAGUCAUGAGGGAUUGUCGAAAUGGAUAUAAUUACAGACUUGGGUGAAACACGUCAGUAAAGGGCCCGGAAGCAAACAUCUUAACUCCAGCGGUUUUGAUAAGAUUUUCGAUUUUUCGAUUGUUUAAAAGAAGAUCUAAAAACAGCUCUCCGAUCACACAGUGGGCUCCACACCGUCUACAUGUACCUUGUGUUGAUGCCAUUUCGUUUUGGUUGUUGAUGGUUUAAAUGUGGGGAUAUUUUAUUGCUUGUCUGUUAUGUUCACUCUUUUUCAAUCGAAAACUAUAUUUUUAUGCAUGACAUUUGAGAAGGUUUGCUAUCCAUAUAGUCAAUAUCGGGCAUUGAUACUGUACGUUUAAAGGUUUAUUGUGUUACGCAGUAUAAAGCUAUCUGUCUUUACUUAGAUGAGAGAGAAAAGAUUUAAGGAUUUUUUUUUUAUACAAACAUCAUAAAUAGUAUUGACCUUAUCGUAAAAAAACACACAACUUUGCACAGGCAACAAAAACAAAAACAAACAACGUUCAAAUUGCAAUGCUGGACAACCUCAAGUGCCUGGACGUAGGCAAUGGGUUUCCAGAGCAGGAGCACUGAUGUCGCCACUGUCCUCGCAGAGCUAGGCAUCCAGAGUUCAGUGUCGCUAACUUAGCGAGGCUAGCUGGCGUUGCUAACCUACCAAAGCUAUCUUAGCGACACUGGUUUAGCGUUGAUAGCUCAGCGUCACUAAGACGACCGUCUCUGGCUUGGAGUCGCAAAGCUCGGCGUCGCUGGUGCACGUGUGCGAACGAAAGCUGCGUGCCGCUACUGUGAAGAUUAACACUGUAGUGAGAUGUCAGUGCGCUCAAACUAAAGAAGUCUAGAACCUUCUCAUAAUAAUAAUAAUAAUAAUAAUGAAACAAUCACCAUGCUCAGCAGCUCUUUUCUAACAGUAUUUCUCAAACAAGUUUACAAAAACGUUUCUCGACAGUAUGUGUUGGACUUUCUUUUCACCGUUGGAAAGAAAACAACUUAAUAAUUGCUUGAUGCGAAAUGCUUUUUUAGUUUUUUGAAUGAGUGGUUUUUUUUUUGCUUCCUUUACAAAUCAAUGAUUAUGCAUGCAAGACGUUUUUCUAUACAUACAAAGUAAACAAACAAAAAAAGCCACUUGUACCGUUGCGGGAGAUGGUUAAUUGUUUCUCUUGGUUGUAUAUACAGGCCUUCCCUUUUAUUCACAAUCUGGUCAACCUGCCUCGAGGUGAGCGGGCUGAUUGCAAAGAGGGGCUUACAUUUAUAGCUUAUUUCUUAACCAACACGACAAAGUCCAUCGUUGUUAAGAGUCUGCAGUUUAAAACAGACCUAAAUUGGUACAUUUUCUAGUUGUUUUUACACUCAGAGGACUUGAUGUCCUUGCUGUAGUUUACCUUGCGCAUGGUUUUCUACAACAGUGAGGCCAAGAAAAUAAAAUAAAACAUUUGGCUUUUGGCACUCCCCUGUUAAGGCGAAAAUUGUAAGUUUAACAACGUUGUUUUCUAAUCAAAAAUGAUUUUGCUAAAAAAAAUGGAAAAUAAGCAGCAAUAAUAGUCCAUAUAAAGACAAAGUAGACAAAAUACUAGCCACAUUUGAAUAACAAUUUACAAAUGUAAAUAUUUUUUUCAUUUGACAAUAUUGUAUAAUAUAUGUACAUGGUGUUUUCAUUUCUUUUUAAAAAGAAGAAUUUGUUUCUUACAAUAGCUGUCUUGUUUUCAUUUGUUUGUUAUGUUUUGUAAUUUACGUUUUUUAACUGAGAACGGUGUUUCUGGGGAAAACAAAAAUGAUCGCAGUUCAAACAAGAAUACCCCUGACAUACACACAAUGUUAUUCACCUGUUUUCAUUUUCUUUUCUUUUUUUUUUACUGUAGUCUUUAUAUCGAAUGGCUUUUUUUUCCACCAGUUCAUAUAUAUAUAUAAAUAUAUUUUUAACAUUAUCUUCAUCAGUAUCCAAAAGCUGACCUGUGCUAGGGAAAAUACGACAGGUUAAAGGUCAAGACUACGCCACCCGUGCAAGACCCCCCCCCCCCA
This is a messenger RNA of Gadus chalcogrammus (walleye pollock), 6418 nucleotides long. It is a transcript of the gene skia, whose product is annotated as v-ski avian sarcoma viral oncogene homolog a. The record is from RefSeq and is a predicted model, not a curated record. Gene Ontology annotation, molecular function: RNA polymerase II cis-regulatory region sequence-specific DNA binding; DNA-binding transcription factor activity, RNA polymerase II-specific; SMAD binding. Gene Ontology annotation, biological process: negative regulation of BMP signaling pathway. Gene Ontology annotation, cellular component: nucleus. Bases 514 to 2811 code for a protein of 765 amino acids. The transcript is spliced from 7 exons. NCBI's taxonomy places the organism in Eukaryota, Metazoa, Chordata, Actinopteri, Gadiformes, Gadidae.